Molecule: messenger RNA, 4037 nt
Organism: Pezoporus flaviventris
Lineage: Eukaryota; Metazoa; Chordata; Aves; Psittaciformes; Psittacidae
Gene: SCNN1D
Product: sodium channel epithelial 1 subunit delta
Exons: 14
Coding region: 1214-3142 (642 amino acids)
Biological process (GO): sodium ion transmembrane transport
Cellular component (GO): membrane
Molecular function (GO): ligand-gated sodium channel activity
Source: RefSeq, a predicted model, not a curated record
UAAGUCAUCAAUGGAAUCCUUACAUCGGCCUAGCGGUUUGGACCGCCUUCGGCGGCAUUUAGAGGUUACAAAACUAUCUCUUUCCUAAAGCCAGGUCUUCUCUUCAGCCAUGCUGCUUCCCUGAGGCUUUACCUGCAUUCAGAGCGUCAUUACUCUGCUUUGUAAAGUUUUCAGCACUGGUAACCUGUAUAGAGCUGUAUUUGUGUAGAGUACAUUUGCUGCUGGGGCAUGAAGGCUAUGACUGCACUUACCCACUCAGGCAUGGAUAGAGCUGUUCUGCAAGAAGGUGAAGGAAUCCUUUAGAGGUUGCUGAUGGACAAUGUAGUAUUACACCUGAAUUUAACCCAAAACUCCUCCAUCUGAAGAGGUAUGACACUGACACAGCCACUUAUGUAAUAGCUGGUUUCAGUUACUGAUUCGCUAAUGACUGUUUUGCCCUUGCGCAGUUUGUUCCCGGUUUCUUCAUUCCCCUCCUUCCUAGCUGCCAUACUGUAGUACCUCUUCCUCUUGUUGACAUCUUUGCUAGGUCCCAAUAGGAAAGCCUAAAGCUACUGGAUUGAUUAUCACCAGUGAAUUGAUCCUUAACAUUGCAUUGCUCUCUCUUUCCUGGGUACCAAGAGGAGUAGGGAUCACCAGGGAAGAUCUACUUGUCUACUGCCAGAAGACAGGAGCCAGAAGUACCAUCUGCCACUUUCUCCAGGAGCUUGAACAACUGCUUGGGGAGGUUUGGGCUUCAUUUGUGACGGAGUUAUGGUAUCUGUGAUUCCAGGAUGGCUCUGUUUUACAUGUCCACAGUACAAGAAGCUUUUACUGAUGUUCUCCAGCCUCUGCCAGUCCUAAUUGCAUCAGCAUUCCUACAGGUACUGAGCUGGAGUAGGAUUAAGAAAAAACCACUAGCGAGCAGGAUUUCACCAUCCUGUGAAUCUGUGGAAUUGGCUGAGGGGUUGACAGGUCUGAACAAGUGGAACAUUAUCUAUGAAGACAAGAAACAAGAACAGAGAACAAGAAACAAGAACAGAGAACAGGAAGAGAAACAAGAAGGCAGGUGUUAUCCCAGAGGCAUGACAGGAGCAGCUACAGACAUCUUACUCAGAAAGGCAUAGCUCACUGUGGUUUCAAGAUAGAGAUCUCCUCAGCCACGGCUCAGAGCAUCACACAAGCAAAGCAAUGAAUAUUGGGAUUCUCAGAAGAACUUUUGAAACAGACUUAGAGGAUGGAGCAGGAAGUGGCAAGAGAAGAAGAGAAGAAAGAAGGCUUGAUUGAGUUUUAUGAUUCCUUCAAGGAUAUGUUUGAGUUCUUCUGUAAGAACACAACAAUCCAUGGCACCAUCCGCCUCGUAUGCUCAGACAGCAAUAGGAUGAAAACAGCUUUUUGGACUCUGCUUUUACUUGCCAGCUUUGGCAUGUUAUACUGGCAGUUUGCACUCAUGUUCAGCCAGUACUGGGCCUACCCUGUUGUCCUGACCAUGUCAAUGCAUUCAGGGCCUAAGAUGUUCCCAGCUAUAACCAUCUGCAACCUGGACCCAUACAGAUUUGAACUGGUCAGUGAACAUCUUGUUCAGCUGGAUCACAUGGCAGAGAAAUCCAUUGCUUUUCUGUAUGGCAUCAACACAUCAGCCAGCUUAAUCCACAUGAAUGAGAAAAACAUCCACAUAAAAGACCUGUCAAGCAUAGGCAACCUCAGCAGAUCUACCUUCAAGCUGAGCCAAAACUUCUCACUCUUAAGAAUGCCUGGCCACAGUAACAGGUCAGGGAAGAAGCAGUCCAGGGUGGGCUUCAGGCUGUGCAAUGCCACAGGUGGGAAUUGCUUCUACAAGACUUACUCAUCUGGGAUGGAUGCGAUUCUUGAAUGGUACAGGUUUCACUACAUGAAUAUCAUGUCCCAGCUACCUGUUAUAAUCAACAUUUCUGAUCAUGAGGAGCAAAUAGAAGAUAUGGUUUACUCCUGUCAGUAUGAUGGGGAGCCCUGCAGACCCAGUGACUAUGUUCACUUUCACCACCCAGUCUUUGGAAGCUGCUAUACUUUUAACAGCAAGGGAACAGACUCUUUUUGGACAGCUACAAAACCAGGAAUUCCUUACGGACUUUCCCUUAUCCUGAGAGCAGAGCAGAAGGAUCACAUCCCACUCUUGUCUACAGUAGCAGGUGUGAAAGUGAUGAUACACAACCACAAUCAGACACCAUUCCUGGAGCAUGAAGGCUUUGACAUCAGACCAGGCAUUGCAACUACCAUAGGCAUUCAGCAGGAUGAGGUGAAUCGCCUGGGUGGCAAUUAUGGGAAAUGCACGACUAAUGGCAAUGAUGUGGAUGUUAAACUCCUGUACAACAACUCCUACACCCUGCAGGCUUGUCUGCAUUCCUGCUUUCAGCACAUAAUGGUUCGGAAAUGCGGCUGUGGCUACUACUACUACCCGCUGCCUCCUGGUGCUGAGUACUGUGACUACAACAAGCAGCCUGCGUGGGGUCACUGCUUUUACCAGCUGUACAACAGGCUCCGAAACCAUCACCUCAAUUGUUUCGAGCAGUGCCCCAAGCCCUGCCGGGAAUCACUGUACAAGGUGUCUGCUGGGACAGCUAAAUGGCCAUCAGCGAAGUCUCAGGACUGGGUCCGCCAGGCUCUGAGGCAUCAGAAUGGGUAUAACUCCACCAGCAACAGGAAGGAUAUUGCCAAGGUGACAAUCUUCUACCAGCAACUGAACUACCAGUCUGUGAACGAGUCUCCUUUACUCACAGAGAAUCUCCUUCUGUCCAGCAUGGGAAGCCAGUGGAGCCUCUGGUUUGGAUCCUCAGUGUUGUCUGUGGUUGAAAUGUUUGAGCUGCUCAUAGACACGCUGGUCUUGUCUCUCCUCUUCUGCUACCAAAGGUUCAGGUCAAGGAAGACAAUGAAUGUAGCUCGCACUCCUGCUAUCCCCAGCGUGAGCUUGACCCUAGAGAACUACCGAGUUGUGCGAGAGGAAGCUGCAAAAGGUGAUGAUUCUGCUCAUCCUCACCCUUGUGCAGUGACUGUUGCCAUGGACAGGGGAGAUUUGCAUCUUCACCCAUUCUCCAGCAAGGUGGAAAUGCCAGAGCUUUGCUCAGAUGUGGUGCUUAAUGGAUUUAGGUACAUGAAGGACAGCACUUUGGGAGUGGAAGUGAACAGCUAAGGGUAUGUUUGUGUGCACAGGGAGACUUGGAACUCCCCUGUUGCUCAGGUGCUGUCAGAAAGGCUGCAAACAGAAACAUUCUGUGAGCACUAAACACCACACUGUGAGCUUGGCAAUCCUCCUCCAGCUAUUACAGUUCAUUAUUAAACCAUCCGUGUGUCCUGGAUUCAGGCAUCAUGCAAUGUUCUUUUGUUCCUAAUGAGUAUCCAGGGAGGGGAGAACUGUUCUUCUCCUCUCUGGGACAGUCGUGGUGUCCUCAUAAAAGCCUAUUCAUAGCUUUUAACUUCUAAGGCCUUGUGAGGAAACCAGCCUGUGGCUUCAGACAGGCCCAUCUACAUUUCACACAUGCACUCAAAGGAGAAGUCAGCCUGGCUGUUAAAGGGAAGGAUUUCCAGAGGAGGCUGAGGACUGUGUGCUCCUGUCAGUCAGGAUGACAGAGCAUGUCAUGACAAGAGGUGCCUCUGAUCACAGCUUUGCUUCCCAGACACCUCUCUGUCCUUAACCUGGGUAUUGAGGUUGCAGUGCACAGGAUGCUGCUGCUGAGAUGCUUUUACAUUAAUUCAAAUGAGACUUAACUAUCCUGCAGGUAAGGAAAGGGAAGAAACAGGGUUGAAAUCUUCUGUGUGUCACAGGCAAAGCAUCGGAUUUAUUGAGGAGAUUAAAAUGCUGCGUUUUUGUUGCAGCCCGUGUAUAGAGAUGGUUCAAUGUUAAUAUUUGACAGUAACUUAUGUGUACGUAAAAGAACACGUUUAUUUUUGAUGGUGUUUGCACAGGAGCAUUUUACUGUUCCGCUCUUGUUUGUGGCCUGCUGUGGAAAACAAGAGUUCAGAGGAAACCACUGCGCUUUGUUUUGUAGCUUUUGUAAGUAAUAAAAUGCUCUGGAUACAGACUGUGA